AGAGCAGUGCAGUGCGGUUAUGCCUUCUGCACUGCACAUGUGUGCACAUCGUGUAACACAAUCUCGAUUACUGUUGACUUCAGGAUUGUGGAUCAUGUGGUCGAUCCGGGAUUCUCCAAUCCAGGCACGGGGACUGGGAUCGGAUCAUCUUUGUACCUCGUUUUUUAGGGGGAAAAAACUACUACUACAACCAGGCCAGGUCACUGGAGAUUGGGAUAGGAUCAUAGGAUCUGAUCAUCUUGCAACAGGAGCCGGCGGCAUGCCCUCAAAAGGCCCGAAUGUGCAAUUUCUCGGCGUGAUCCUGCAAUGUCUGUGCAUCACGGCGUCCUCCCAAUACUUCGAUCCACCAGGCCAAAGCGAGCAAGCACGUGACUACCUGCGCUUUGCCGACGUCAAUCGCCGUUGCCAGUCCGUGCUCUCCUCGGCCAAAGAGCUGACUUAUGAUGACAACCUCCCCAGCCGUGUGAAGCGCGAGCUAUCUUUCGAGAAGGGCGACUGGCACCAGGACGCCGGCCAAGCGCCACUGCUGCCGUUCGACGGCGGCGACGCGCAGAGGAAGGCCGCUCGGUGGUUGCCGGAGCCCCUGUCCCUGGCGACCUUCGAGGUCACGCAUGUCGAGGACGACGACGAGCGCCGUCCAAGGACAGCCGUCAAUGUCAGCGGCGUCGUCAUCCUUACCGUCUCUCGGAAGAGUGCCGGUCCGGAGAUUGGGACUUACAUGUCCACCGUGUCGCCGGAGUUCAACAUUUCGGCCGGCAGCACCCGUCUCAAGAUCAUAUUUGAAGGCGUGUACACGGAGAGAGCAAAGGGCCGUGGGGACAAUUACGACGGCGAACGGGUGCUGUGUAUGCUCGGGAGCGCUCUUCUCCCGAAGCGCAGCGCCGCCGCCGACGGCAUUGACCCAUGGGACUGGGCCAAGAACUCCGGCAGGGCUGGCUUCCAGCCGCCGGUCACUGCCGACAACAACAUUCUGCUCGUGCUACAGUACCCGAAGGAGCUUACACUGACAACCCGAGCGGUGCUCGGCAAGAUGAGAAGCACCAGCGCCGCGCCGGAAGCCGCCUACUUCGACACCGUGCAGCUCGUGGCAGGCCUAAUCUCGUACCGCGCGUCUGAAUACGAUUUCCGGCCGGAAGCGCUCCCCGACGGCGCGGGCGACGCGCUUUCUUCGAGUGCAGCUGACGAUCCCGUGUUCAACCGUUCAAUGGAGGAUGUGUACAACGGCAGCUACCCGUGCCUAGUCCUUGACCGGUACGGUCUCGGAGGGCAAGUCAACACCGUGCUCCCCGGCUGGCGGACGCAGUGCAACUCGACGACGGGGACGUGUGGCCACGGCGUCGGGCCGUUCGACCUGGGAAGCGCUGCAGACGCGGAGGUGCUCGCCGGGGUCGGCAUCAUGAUGCAGGAUCUCCAGUGCCAGGCGCGGCACAAGGACGGGUACGCCAUCUUCGGCACCGCGACGGUGUCGGCCGUGAUCCGCGCCCUGCCUCCAUGGCAGGACUGGCGCACGGCGGCGGGGCGCUCGGGGCUGAGCGGGGAGACGCUGUCGGCUGAGGGCGUGUGGAACGCGUCCACAGGGCAGGUCUGCAUGGCGGCGUGCCGUGGGAGCACUGCGGGCAAGGAGGCGUGCCGCUUCCGGGUGUGCUUGUUAUUCCCGACGACCAUGUCCAUCACCGCUCGCGACACGAUGCUGGGACGGAUAACCAGCGUAGAUGCACACGCGCCCCUUGUGUCGUUCCGACAGCAUAUGAGUCCGCCGCGUCUCUGGGGCUAUUUCCCCGAUGAUGGCCAGCCCCUCUUGCCAUACAGGUACAGCUACACUAAGGUCAAGCAGGCCGGCGAACUCCGGCGGAAGAGCGCGUCGUCGUUCGACCUCCGCAAGUUCAUCGCGAGAACUCUGUCCCUGAGGUAUCCAAAGAGAGAUGGCACUGAAGACCACCGGAGGAUCCUGUCCUCUCUUGCCGACACGCUUACUCUCUGUUUCAUGGCCGUGCCGAGCCUGUUCCGACAGGAACGGAUUGAGCAGCCGGUUCUUCACUUGGAGGUCUUCUUCCUCGAGCAGCUCGUUGAUCGCUACGUGUCCCCUUGA
Molecule: messenger RNA, 2089 nt
Organism: Brachypodium distachyon (stiff brome)
Lineage: Eukaryota; Viridiplantae; Streptophyta; Magnoliopsida; Poales; Poaceae
Exons: 2
Coding region: 20-2089 (689 amino acids)
Cellular component (GO): intracellular membrane-bounded organelle
Source: RefSeq, a predicted model, not a curated record